GCCGGGCCCCCGUGAGGUGCGGAGGGGCGGGAGGGAGGCACGGCCGGGCCCCCGUGAGGUGCGGAGGGGCGGCAGGCACGGCCGGGCCCCCGCGAGGUGCGGAGGGGCGGCAGGCACGGCCCGCGCCGCCGCCAUGGCCCUGCCGGAGUGGCACAUCGCCGUGAAGCUGGCCGAGCAGCCGCUGGCCCCCAAAGCCAUCCUGCGCCUGCCGGAGACCGAGCUGGGCGAGUGCCCGCUGGGCGGCUGCAGCAUCUCGCACCUCAAGCAGCUGAUCACGGGCAAGCUGCAGGAAUCCAUGCCGGACCCCGAGCUCAUCGACCUGAUCUACUGUGGCCGGAAGCUGAGGGAUGACCAGACCCUGGAUUUUUAUGGAAUCCAGUCUGGCUCCACUGUCCAUGUCCUGCGCAAGUCCUGGCCUGAGCCUGACCAGAAACCAGAGCCCGUGGAUAAGGUGGCGGCAGUCCGGGAAUUCCGUGUGCUGCACACUGCCCUGCACAGCAGCCCUGCCUACAGAGAUGCUGUCUUCAAGAUGCUGGGAAACAAGGAAUCCCUGGAUCAGAUCAUUGUAGCUACUCCUGGCCUCAGCAGCGACCCUGUGGCCCUGGGAGUUCUGCAGGACAAGGAUCUGUUCUCCGUGUUUGCAGACCCCAACAUGCUGGACACGCUGAUCCCGGCUCACCCUGCCCUGGUGAACGCCAUCGUGCUGGUGCUGCACUCGGUGGCGGGCAGCACCCCCGUGCCAGCCCCGGACACGUCCUCGCGGGCCAUGGCCUUGGGCUCCUACCGGGACAUGCCAGGUGGCUUUCUCUUUGAGGGGCUCUCUGAUGAUGAAGAUGACUUCCACCAGAGCACGAGGUCCACCCCUUCCAGCAGCACGUCCGGCUCGCGCCCGGCCUCGCUGGGCUACGCGGGGGCGGCGGGACCCCGGCCCAUCACCCAGAGCGAGCUGGCCACCGCCCUGGCCCUGGCCAGCACCCCCGAGAGCAGCUCCCACACACCCACCCCGGGCACACAGGGCCACUCGUCCGGGACGUCCCCGAUGUCAUCCAGUGUGCAGUCAGGGACACCCAUCACCAAUGACCUGUUCAGCCAGGCCCUCCAGCACGCCCUGCAGGCCUCGGGGCAGCCCAGCCUCCAGCAGAGCCAGUGGCAGCCCCAGCUGCAGCAGCUGCGAGACAUGGGGAUCCACGACGACGAGCUGAGCCUGCGGGCCCUGCAGGCCACGGGAGGGGACAUCCAGGCUGCCCUGGAGCUCAUCUUUGCUGGGGGAGCCCCCUAAAUCUCCUGCUGGACCGGACUCAGCUCGGAGAAGGGAAGAGGUGGCUCGGUGCUGGAGACGUGGCCCCUCCGGUUGUGCAGUGUUUCACCUGUCACCACCCUCUGCCUGUUGUUUCAUUGCCUGGAUUAAAGGGACCCUGCUCAGUUCCCUGCCUGCUGUGUGGGUCGUGCUCUGUCCUGGCUUGUGUUGCGCAUCCCAGCAGGGCAGGAAGGAGAAGCGUUGCUGGCCAGGGGUCUGUGUACGGAUGACAAAUGGGACAGGACUGCUGUGGGACGUGGCUCGAGCUGUUUGUUUUCCAGCAUCACUCUCAUUACAUGGUUCUGACAAUGGGAAGAUGCCAGCAGCUCACAUCCCUGGCAGCAGACAAAGAACUCAGUGUUACAGCUCACUUGAGAAGUUUUGACUAAUCACACAAAGCAAAAGCAUAUUGACAUGAUCCAGCCAAGCACUAUAAGCACACAUACCUUUGAUUAAAACAAUGCUUGCUUAUUUCAAAUACAA
This is a messenger RNA of Motacilla alba alba, 1780 nucleotides long. It is a transcript of the gene UBL7, whose product is annotated as ubiquitin like 7. The transcript has 12 exons. Gene Ontology annotation, biological process: ubiquitin-dependent protein catabolic process. Gene Ontology annotation, cellular component: cytosol. The coding region runs from base 134 to 1279 and encodes 381 amino acids. The record is from RefSeq and is a predicted model, not a curated record. Gene Ontology annotation, molecular function: polyubiquitin modification-dependent protein binding. NCBI's taxonomy places the organism in Eukaryota, Metazoa, Chordata, Aves, Passeriformes, Motacillidae.